CCCGCCCGCAGCGCGCGGCCCCGCCGCCAAGAUGGCGUCGGCCCUGGAGCAGUUCGUCAACAGCGUCCGGCAGCUCUCGGCCCAAGGGCAAAUGACCCAGCUUUGUGAACUGAUCAAUAAAAGUGGAGAGCUGCUAGCAAAAAAUCUUUCCCAUCUGGAUACAGUGCUUGGUGCCCUUGAUGUACAGGAACACUCGUUAGGGGUUCUUGCUGUCUUGUUUGUGAAGUUUUCCAUGCCCAGCAUCCCUGACUUCGAAACGUUAUUCUCCCAGGUGCAGCUUUUCAUCAGCACUUGUAAUGGGGAACACAUUAGAUAUGCAACAGACACUUUUGCUGGCCUGUGCCACCAGUUAACAAAUGCCCUUGUGGAGAGAAAACAGCCCCUGCGAGGAAUUAGCAUUCUCAGACAAGCCAUAGACAAGAUGCAGAUGAACACAAACCAGCUGACCUCAAUACACGCAGAUCUCUGCCAGCUCUGUUUGUUAGCAAAAUGCUUUAAACCUGCCCUCCCGUAUCUAGAUGUGGACAUGAUGGAUAUUUGUAAAGAGAAUGGGGCAUAUGAUGCGAAGCACUUUUUAUGUUACUACUACUAUGGUGGGAUGAUAUACACUGGGCUAAAGAACUUUGAGAGAGCACUCUACUUUUAUGAACAGGCAAUAACUACUCCAGCCAUGGCAGUCAGUCAUAUUAUGUUGGAAUCAUAUAAAAAGUAUAUUCUAGUUUCUUUGAUACUACUUGGCAAAGUUCAGCAGCUACCAAAAUACACUUCCCAGAUAGUUGGUAGAUUCAUUAAGCCCCUUAGCAAUGCUUACCACGAAUUAGCCCAAGUUUACUCAACCAAUAAACCCUCGGAGCUUCGAAAUCUGGUGAACAAACACAGUGAAACAUUCACAAGGGAUAACAACAUGGGGCUGGUUAAGCAAUGCCUGUCAUCUCUCUACAAAAAGAAUAUUCAGAGGCUAACCAAGACAUUUUUAACAUUGUCCUUACAAGACAUGGCAAGUCGAGUGCAGUUGUCAGGGCCCCAGGAAGCAGAAAAAUACGUCCUCCACAUGAUAGAAGAUGGUGAAAUCUUUGCAAGUAUUAAUCAGAAAGAUGGCAUGGUGUGUUUCCAUGAUAAUCCUGAAAAAUACAACAAUCCAGCUAUGCUUCAUAACAUUGAUCAGGAGAUGCUGAAAUGUAUAGAGCUUGAUGAACGACUGAAAGCCAUGGAUCAAGAGAUCACUGUGAACCCUCAGUUUGUGCAGAAGAGUAUGGGCUCUCAAGAAGAUGACUCAGGGACCAAACCAUCCAGUUAUUCCUGAAAUGAAUGUUGCUCACCACUCCGCUUUCAAGUAAAAGCUUAUGAAAGAAUCACGCCUGGAAUGGGGCAUUGAGGAGUUCAACGAAGAGAGCAGAGAGAACUGAGCUUUGCUUUUCACCUGGACAUUAAGAAAUUAAAAGAACACCCUUCUCAGUACUGUAUAAUAUCAGAAAUAUCCUCUGCAAAGAAAAAGGAAAUCUCAAAAGAAACUUAAAAGUCUGUUGUGGAUUUAUUUAUCUUCAGAUUUAACAUCGUUCAUGCAUUAAAUAAUCUACCUUUUGUUUUAAAGGGUUUGAAUGUUGCUGUGUUUCUGUAGCAGUCAUUUUUUUUUCUCUUCUGCAAAAAAAAGUGUUAUUCAGGGAGGAGUACACACUAGAGUUGGUUCACUUGGAAGGUAAUUACUGGGUCAUUAUUCUGUAUUUAAAGUUGGCUCAAAGUGCAGGUUUAUCAUAUGUAUGUGGGAGGAGAGGGGUGGAGUUUAAAUUCACUAUAUGAUGAUUUGCAUAUGCCUGGUGGAGCUGCCUGUUAAAUGAUGAACUAAGAACUGUGUUUUUCCCAGAAGGAUGAGCUUCUUAACCAGUCCUUGUAAGGCAGGUCUAUUGAAAAGCAGAAAUCACUAUAUGGAAUCCAUGUGUGACAGCUAUUUAUUAUUUUAAGUUUCUGGUAGGAAAUGUUGCCUAAUAACAUUUGCUCUUAGAUCAAACUUAGACAUAAACAAAAGGCUCUUUGGAAGACUGUGGUGUUUUGGAGGACUCUAGAUAGGAAGUUGUUUACACUGAAAAAAUUUAAAUAGUUGUUCUUAUACAAUUGGCAUGAAGGUGUUCAACAGGCUAAUGCUUUUCUAUGGUGGAAAUCACUUAAAGUGAAGGCCAUGCUAUAGUUCUUUGUUUCCAAAGAACAUAAUUCUUCAUGGAACACAAACAGAAUUCUAUACAGCUUUCAAAGUGGAGGAUUUUAUUUGGUGAUAACACGCUGGGAUGUUACCUGGGUUUAUUUCACUGUUUUAAACAUAAAAACUGUUGUUGGAUUUUUUUUCAGUGCUUCACUCCUUGAAUCCAAUGGGCUUUUUAAUGUUCUGUAGCUGUUGUGUACCUGAAGGGUUCUCACUGUUCAAACACCUUUGAAACACUUCGUGUCAGUGCAAAUCUUUUGCUAUCAGGCAUAAAUAAACCUGUCAUCAAGUCAGAA
Molecule: messenger RNA, 2490 nt
Organism: Apus apus (common swift)
Lineage: Eukaryota; Metazoa; Chordata; Aves; Apodiformes; Apodidae
Gene: COPS3
Product: COP9 signalosome subunit 3
Exons: 12
Coding region: 32-1303 (423 amino acids)
Biological process (GO): ubiquitin-dependent protein catabolic process
Cellular component (GO): COP9 signalosome
Source: RefSeq, a predicted model, not a curated record